CCUAGCAUGGCAUACACCCUUUGAUGAAGGACUCCGUGCUCUGAGAUGCCACACUUCCUUCCUCUGGACUUCUCAGCUGUCACCCUGGGGCUCCUGUAAAGGCUGAUAAAGUUCAAUGCCUGCUGUGUCUUGGCAUCUUCAGGUCUGAGCUCCUGGCAGGCACGCAUUUGGCCUGUGAGUUUGUUCUUCCCUACUCUGCCUUACUUUCUUUUUUUGUGAUGGGCCUGAGGGGGUACUUGGCCCACAGAGCAGCCAGGAAUGAGCUGCCUUCAUAGGUGGAUCAGUUCACCUCCCCACCCUCCCCCCCCCCCCCCAGCCUUCAAGCGUGCAGUAGCUGUGCCCUUCAGCCAAGGGCGCAUAGAACUUUGCUGAGCCCUUGGGUAAAUGAGCUACCUGGUCUAGAGAGGGGGGGGGGAUCACCCUGAGCUGUCCAGCUGGAGGGCGGCAAGAAGACCAGGGCACCACCUGGGCAUUCCAUUCAUUAUCCCCAGGGAGGGAGCUCAUAAAUAUUCAUAUGCACCGGAGGGGGAUGGAAGGAGCCAACCAGCCGCCUGCUGGGUAUCAUUGGAGCAUUCUUGUCUCUGACUGCAGAGGCAGCCUGGGUGUUGGGAGAGGAAAGGGGCAGCUAGUCACAGCCCAAGCGGUUGCCUGAGAUGCCUCUGCUGCCGAAGAAGCCCUGGGAGUCCAAGGCCAAGGGGCUGGUGCUGGGAGCCCUCUUUACCAGUUUCCUGUUGCUGCUCUACUCCUAUGUGGCACCCCCGCUGCACCCCAACAUGGCCUUCACGACCUCAGAGACCGCAGCGCCCUGCUCCCCUGCUCCCAGUGAGCCAGGGACGGCCACCCCCGUCAACGGCUCUGCGGGAGGGUGCCAACCUCGGCGAGACAUCGUGUUCAUGAAGACGCACAAGACCGCCAGCAGCACGCUGCUCAACAUCCUCUUCCGCUUCGGCCAGAAGCAUGGGCUCAAGUUCGCCUUCCCCAAUGGCCGCAACGACUUCCACUACCCGUCCUUCUUCGCACGCAGCCUGGUGCAGGACUACCGGCCCGGGGCGUGCUUCAACAUCAUCUGCAACCACAUGCGCUUCCACUACGAAGAGGUGCGCGGGCUGGUGCGGCCGGGCGCCGCCUUCAUCACGGUCAUCCGCGACCCCGCGCGUCUCUUCGAGUCCUCCUUCCAUUAUUUUGGGUCCGUGGUGCCGCUCACCUGGAAGCUGUCGAGCCGCGACAAGCUGGCAGAGUUCCUGCAGGACCCUGAUCGCUACUACGACCCGAGCGGCUACAACGCGCACUACCUCCGCAACCUACUCUUCUUCGACCUGGGCUACGACAGCGGCCUGGACCCGGGCAGCCCGCGCGUGCAGGAGCACAUCCUGGAGGUGGAGCGCCGCUUCCACCUGGUGCUGCUGCAGGAGUAUUUCGACGAGUCUCUGGUGCUGCUCCGGGAGCUGCUGUGCUGGGACCUGGAGGACGUGCUGUACUUCAAGCUCAACGCGCGGCGCGACUCGCCGGUGCCGCGGCUCUCGGGUGAGCUGUACCGCCGUGCCACCGCCUGGAACCUGCUGGACGCGCGCCUCUACCACCACUUCAAUGCCAGCUUCUGGCGAAAGGUGGAGGCCUUCGGGCGCGAGCGCAUGGUGCGCGAGGUGGCCGAGCUGCGCCAAGCCAACGAGCGCAUGCGCCGCAUCUGCAUCGAUGGCGGCCAAGCAGUGGACGCCGAGGCCAUCCAGGACUCGGCCAUGCAGCCCUGGCAGCCCCUGGGCGUCAAGUCCAUCCUAGGUUACAACCUCAAGAAGAGCAUCGGGCCUCACCACGAGCAGCUCUGCCGACGCAUGCUCACGCCUGAGAUCCAGUACCUGUCUGACCUCGGAGCCAAUCUCUGGGUCACCAAGCUCUGGAAGUUACUUAGGGACUUCCUAAGGUGGUGACGUACCCCGCCCAUCUUCCCGUCUGGCUCCCUGCUGCAGAAGGGCCGGCCAGGGAGCCUCUGGCACCUAGCCUUCCCCAGCCAUGCCCGGUGCCACCCUGGGGUCCCCUGGGGUUAUUAGCUGGCCAGGAUUGGUCUUUCUGCACAAGAGAGAGCCUAACCGAGAAGUAUUUGACUAAUUAUGCCAUUUUUUUUUUUAUUAAAUCUCCUUUAUUUCCAGUCUCCUCUUACAAGGGGAGACUCAGAAGUAAAGGAAUUUUAUGUGUUUUUGUUAAUCGGCCUCACUGUGGUGACUGGAGGGGCCCUGGGAUGGGACCCUUGGGAGGGUGUCUGCAGAGGGCAGGGGCCUAGUGUGUUUGUUACUUGCUGAAGUCAUGUGUGGUUCAGGGACUUCCACAAGCUGCCAAAGCCUGGAAAAAUGGUGUGUGACUGAGUACUGGUUAUGUCCCCGGUACACCAUAGUGGAUGAGUGCUUUGUGGGCGUUAUCACAAAAACUUGGUGACUUGGGGAUUCUAAUUAUUCUCAUGUGACAACCAAGGAGGAGGGGACACUACUGCCAAGUAAUUACUGACCGGGUUGGCAGAAGUGGUGACCAGAUUAGAGCAGAGAUU
This is a messenger RNA of Onychomys torridus (southern grasshopper mouse), 2536 nucleotides long. RefSeq names its product galactose-3-O-sulfotransferase 1 (gene Gal3st1). Lineage: Eukaryota; Metazoa; Chordata; Mammalia; Rodentia; Cricetidae. Gene Ontology annotation, biological process: myelination; galactosylceramide biosynthetic process. Gene Ontology annotation, cellular component: membrane. The transcript has 3 exons. The record is from RefSeq and is a predicted model, not a curated record. Bases 654 to 1925 code for a protein of 423 amino acids. Gene Ontology annotation, molecular function: galactosylceramide sulfotransferase activity.